ACCUUUUGAAAUAAUAGAAACAUUAAAAUUGCUGGAAAAUACUACGACCGUCCGAUGAAAAUGUACGGGAAAAUCUAACGGUCAGAGAUGAGUACCACUCCACGGAGCUUUUGCUUCUUUUCUGCUCCCUCUUACCGGAGCGAAAUCCAUCGUGCGGAAACGAGAGAUGGGGAUAUCUGCUUCGAAGCGAGUUAAGGCGGUGCUAACCAACUCGCCCGAGUUUGACUCGGCUUGUGAUUCGGCGUACGAGCACUCCAUCUCCCUCGCGCAGCACGCUUUUCCCGGAGUUCGCCGAUACCAGCUCCUCUCCGCCGCCGCAGAUGUCCACCGGAAUCUCUCUACUCUCCGGUUUCCUCUUGUCCUCAAGUGGGUCCCUUCUCCUCCGAGUCAAUCCCAGGUCGAUUCGGCUCUCCGAGUCAUUGCCUCUCGACGACGCGGGCGUGAAACCCAUGGCGAUUCCGUUGAGGAGGAGACCCUCGGACCCGGGGAGUUCAAGGAAUGGGCCGUUGAAGUUUUCACCGAAUCCGUGGUGGGAAAGGCUCGAAACGCGGUGCUGAGUGGGAUCCCGGUCGGAAUCGCUGGGAUCGCUGGAAUCGGUGCGGUGACUCGGUCGGGGAAUGGUCUGAUCGGGGCGGCGAUUGGUGUGUACGCACUCGGAGUCGCGACUUCGGUUUUUCUCGGCCUCUCAGGUUCAUCGUCGGAUCUUCUUCCGGUUUGGUUCCUGUAUGCGCUUGUUUGUGGACAUUUGAUAGCCUCCAGUUGUUGUAAGUAUGACAUUACGGGGAGGGAUAAGAGUUCACAUUGCUUCUGAAAUAGAAAGUCAUCAACUUUAGAUUGCAAUUUCAUAUUUGAUAUCAAUAUCCUAGAUGGAACCGACCGGAAUUUCAAAUCAACCCGUGAUCAAAAUCUAGGUCCAAAUUCGUAAAGAAAACGCACUAAACUUUUCAAAGAAUCGUCCUAAACCUUUACCAAACUUGGAUUAGAAAUACCGGUAUUGCGAAGGCUUGUGAGUUAACGUUUAAUGAAUCAGAACGAACGCCACAGAUGAAUCCGAUAAGCUCGGGAAUAGUUCAACAAGGACUAUAAAAGAGAAAACACUUUCCAGAUAGAAGAUGAUUCAUUGUUGGAUGAUCUACAAUGUGAUUUUUGUAUCCCAUUUGUAGGCUAAAACAACAUGAAAAUUAGCAAAAGUAACAUAAAUAAAGCACAAAACUUUAAUGAUUGAACGGUGUGGUCCUCAAAAGAGUCUAUGUGGUGUUCAAGAAGGAGCUUAAGUAUGUCUUUGAAAAUGUGUUACCGUAAUAGCAACUGAUCUCUUUGUUUUGACCCUCAAAAUUCACUCUCAUGGAUCAUAAUUAGAUUUAUAAUGGACCUAACUUGAUAAUGGGUUGAUCCAACUUAAGAAUCUUCAUGUUUUGUGCGAAAAACUUCACAUAUCAUCUCAACAUGUAGGGCAUGAAGUAUUUGGGUUCGAGAUUUUGUCAUUGAUCCGUUAGAAAACGUCUCGGUUUUGACAGUUUUAGAUUCUUCUGAGUGAUAUCUGGUUUGUUGUGAAGUAUCGAGAUGGAUUAUUGUGGUGUCACUCGGUCUGCCUUAUAAUUUUCCGUUUCGACCCUACUCCUGUUGAUGUCCUCAUCAAUCUUGUAGCAUCUUCUAGGUUUAAGACAUUAUGGAAAGCCAUUGUUUCGAAUAAAGCUUUGGACCCAGAUGGGUUUCUGCUGAAAUUCUCAAAGGAAAGAGG
Molecule: messenger RNA, 1741 nt
Organism: Tarenaya hassleriana
Lineage: Eukaryota; Viridiplantae; Streptophyta; Magnoliopsida; Brassicales; Cleomaceae
Exons: 2
Coding region: 167-811 (214 amino acids)
Source: RefSeq, a predicted model, not a curated record